This is a messenger RNA of Mycotypha africana, 1884 nucleotides long. RefSeq names its product glutamate-cysteine ligase-domain-containing protein. Gene Ontology annotation, biological process: glutathione biosynthetic process. Gene Ontology annotation, cellular component: glutamate-cysteine ligase complex. The transcript is spliced from 7 exons. NCBI's taxonomy places the organism in Eukaryota, Fungi, Mucoromycota, Mucoromycetes, Mucorales, Mycotyphaceae. Bases 1 to 1884 code for a protein of 627 amino acids. The record is from RefSeq and is a predicted model, not a curated record. Gene Ontology annotation, molecular function: glutamate-cysteine ligase activity.
AUGGGUCUUUUGUCACUGGGAACACCACUUCAUUGGAACGAAGCAAAAGAGUAUGCUGACCAUGUCCAUAAGCACGGCAUCCUGCAGUUUUUGAAUAUUUACAACAGUCAGAAAGACCAGAAAAAGCAACGUUUGCUUUGGGGUGAUGAAAUUGAAUAUUUAGUUGUCAAGUUUAACGACAAGGAAAAGUCUACCAAGCUAUCUCUUCGUGCGUUUGACAUUCUCGAAAAGUUGACAAAACCAGAAACCGAUUACGUAGAAGGAUUAACAGAUAAAGCCCCCGAUGCAUUAUGGAGGCCCGAAUAUGGCCGUUAUAUGAUUGAAGGCACACCAGGACAACCCUACGGUUCAACUUUCCGCGAUCUUAUUCAAGUCGAAGCAAAUAUGAAAUUAAGACGCAAAUUGGCACAUGAUGCUAUGGACCCUGAUGAACAUGCUGUGUCCCUUGUCAAUUAUCCUCGUCUCGGCUGUCCACAUGAACUUUACCCUGACUACGAGCCCAAAGGCUCAGCAUGUCAAAGUCUGUUUGUUCCAGAUGAAAUUAUUAACCCACAUGCUAGAUUCCCGACUUUAACAGCGAAUAUCCGUAGACGCAGAGGAUCCAAAGUGAAAAUCAAUAUGCCUAUUUUCCAUGAUAACAACACACCCAAGCCUUUUAUCGAUCCCACCAUUCCUUGGGAUCGCGACUUGUUCAAACAUGACAAAGAAGCUAAGGAAGGGGCAGCCUUACCGGAUCAUAUUUACAUGGAUGCUAUGGCAUUUGGUAUGGGUUGUUGUUGUUUGCAACUUACCUUCCAAGCGUGUUGUAUAGAUGAAGCUCGUAGAUUAUACGAUCAGUUAGCACCCGUGACACCGUUGAUGUUGGCUCUUUCUGCUAACUCACCUAUUUAUCGUGGCUAUUUGGCUGAUGUGGACGCUAGAUGGAAUGUGAUCUCUGCCAGUGUAGACGAUAGACCGCCAGAAGAAAGAGGAGAAGAGCCUCUUAAGAACAGUCGAUUUGUGAUCAAUAAGUCUCGCUACGACUCUAUUGAUUCUUAUUUAUCUAAUGACGCAACUUACAAAGCGAAAUAUGACGAUAUUGACUUGGUGUACGAUAAGGACAUUUACAACACAUUGCGUGAAAAUGAUAUUGAUGAAAAAUUAGCCAAACACAUCGCCCAUUUAUUUAUUCGUGACCCUCUGGUCAUCUUUAAAGAAUUAUUGGAUGUUGAUGACAAACUAUCAUCUGAUCAUUUUGAGAAUCUGCAGUCAACAAAUUGGCAAACAAUGCGCUUUAAACCACCACCACCCAACUCAUCCAUUGGCUGGCGUGUAGAAUUCAGAAGUAUGGAAGUACAAAUGUCUGACUUUGAGAACGCCGCUUUUUCAGUAUUUAUCGUCUUGCUCACUCGUGCCAUUCUCAGUUUUGGUCUCAACUUCUAUAUCCCUAUAUCAAAAGUGGAUGCUAAUUUACAGACUGCCCAUAAACGCGAUGCUGUCUUGAACGAGAAGUUUUAUUUCAGAAAACAUGUUUUCAACAAUCGCAGUAAGACGGAUACAGAGAAAGAAGAGGAUGAGGAUGCAUAUGAACUAAUGACCAUGGACGAAAUAGAAAAUGGAUUUCCCGGUUUCGUGCCUUUGAUUCACAGCUACCUGAAUAGUACGAAUAUUGACAUUGAAACGCGUUGCAAACUGUCUUCUUACAUCAGUUUGAUUAGCAAACGAGCUAGUGGUGAGUUGAUGACAGGUGCUGCUUACUUGAGAAAGUUUGUUCAGAACCAUCCUGCUUAUAAACAAGACUCUGUUGUAUCGUCUGAAAUCACGUAUGAUCUUGUUAAGCGCGCUGAUCAGAUUGCAAAGGGAGAGUAUCAUCCUGUCGAAUUACUUGGUAAUUUCUCGGCAUAA